Messenger RNA from Dromiciops gliroides (monito del monte), 825 nucleotides. RefSeq names its product LHFPL tetraspan subfamily member 1 (gene LHFPL1). The transcript is spliced from 3 exons. The coding region runs from base 190 to 825 and encodes 211 amino acids. Lineage: Eukaryota; Metazoa; Chordata; Mammalia; Microbiotheria; Microbiotheriidae. The record is from RefSeq and is a predicted model, not a curated record. Gene Ontology annotation, cellular component: membrane.
GAGGCCUUGGGCCUGGGAGCAGACAUAAUUCUACUCCAGAGGAGAAGGGCUUUGGACAGAGGAAGGUUGGAUCCUGAUUCACCCUCAGGUUCAGCCUCCCUGUCAGGCCUCAGCGGGCAGGAGGUGUUGGUGUGCAUCUGUUGCCAGCCCUCUCCAGGCUUUGCUGGGCCCCCGCAGCCUCCUGAGAGCAUGAAGGGCAGCCUGACCCUGGUUGGGAUCCUCUGGGCCGUGCUGUCACUGCUCACCGCUGUGGCUAGCACCGCCAGCUACUUCCUGCCCUACUGGCUCUUUGGUUCCCAGCUUGGGAAGCCCGUGUCCUUCAGCAUGUUUCGACGCUGCAACUAUCCUGUCCGUGGUGAAGGGCGAAGCCUGGUGAUGGUGGAAGAGUGUGGCCGCUAUGCUAACUUCAACGCCAUCCCCAGCCUGGCCUGGCAGAUGUGCACCGUGGUGACAGGCACCGGCUGUGCUCUGCUUCUCCUGGUGGCUCUGGGGGCCAUCCUGGGCUGCUGCAUGGAUGACCUCAUCUCCAGGAUCAUGGGCCGAUGCAUGGGAGCGGCCCAGUUCGUGGGAGGUCUGCUGAUUGGUGCAGGCUGCGCCUUGUACCCCCUAGGCUGGAACAGCCCUGAAGUGAUGCAGACCUGUGGGAACACCUCCAGUCAGUUUCACUUAGGUACCUGCCAGCUUGGUUGGGCGUACUACUGUGCUGGGGGUGGAGCGGCAGCAGCCAUGCUGAUCUGCACCUGGCUAUCCUGCUUUGCUGGAAGACUUCCCAAGCCCAUCGUGAAUUCCUCCACCAUGGAGCUGGACCAUUGCCUCCACCCCUGA